Messenger RNA from Paramecium pentaurelia, 1107 nucleotides. The record is from the annotation of a GenBank genome assembly. Lineage: Eukaryota; Ciliophora; Oligohymenophorea; Peniculida; Parameciidae.
AUGCUCCCAAUUAAAAGUCCUCAUGAAAAGAGGGUUAGUAAGAUGAACCAAUUUAGCAAAUAAGCAGGGCCAUUUGUAAUCUUUUUCACUGUCUUAAUGCCAACAAAUUGUGUGAUUUUAGAAUAAUAUGUAAAAUGAAGAAUUAAAUUAGUACUUUGAAUUAAAACUAGACAGUGUUUCUUAGAAUAUACAAAACUUUAUGAUUUAUUUUAUCUACAUAAUGGCUAUGUGGUCAUACUAUUAAGCAAUUACAAUAAAAAAUAUUACUGCAUAAAGAGCUCCAUUAGCACCAGAUCAUAGAAGAAUUGAUCCUAUUUAUAAAAAUAAUGCAGCUUGUGCAACAUGCAAUAAAUGGAAACCUAUCAGAGCUCAUCAUUGCUCUAUGUGCAAUUAAUGCAUAUUAAAAAUGGAUCAUCACUGCCCUUGGAUUGAUAAUUGUGUGGGGCUUAGAAAUCAUAGGGCAUUUUAUUUAUUUACAAUGUAUAUGACAGUACUUGUUCCAUAAUUAUGUUUAGAUUGGGGCAAUUCAAUAUAGCUGGGCAUCUUAUGUGUAUUUUAAAGAUCUCUAUAGAAAUGAUCAAGGCUUUUUUUCUUAAUAAAGUACUUUUUUUUACUUGUUUUGGACCUUUUCAAGUUUAGUUAUGUAUCCAACCUGUGCUAUGUUAUUCUUUUUGUUUUGCUAUCAUUCUAUUUUAGUUAUAACAAACUAAACAACUUUAGAGUAAAUGAAAAGUGGAUAAAAUGGUUUGUUCUGUUGUUCAACUUCAAUAAAAAAAAAUAGUAAUCUAUAUGAUCGUGGAUGGAUAGCUAAUGUAGCAUGGUUUUUUAAUUAUUCCUAUUUUUGGUUCCUUCCUUUAUAAAAUAUCUAUGAAACAGAUGGUAAAUAUUAAUUCAUUUAUAAAAGGUACUUCAUACCCUAUUGCACCAUUAUGUACAUUUGCUGAUAUAGAAGUUUAUGAUCCAUCUAUUGGUAAUGGACUUCCGCCAAACACUUAGAUAGAUUUAGAAUAAAUUGAUUCAAAAUUUUUAGAUUAUAUUUAAAUUGCAAAAGAAAAAUAUAAAGGAAAAAAAGUACAAUUAAAUGGCAAGGAAAUUAUACUUGCUUGA